Helicoverpa armigera (cotton bollworm) is the source of this 4660-nucleotide messenger RNA. Its product is annotated as ras-like protein family member 10B. The transcript is spliced from 4 exons. The record is from RefSeq and is a predicted model, not a curated record. Gene Ontology annotation, molecular function: GTPase activity; GTP binding. Lineage: Eukaryota; Metazoa; Arthropoda; Insecta; Lepidoptera; Noctuidae. Bases 355 to 1194 code for a protein of 279 amino acids.
ACAACGUCAAAGCAAAAAAUCUGGAGCGAAACUAUAGUCAAAUUAAGGUUUUUACCAAUAAUAAUGAAUGAAAAUGUGAAAAUUAUAACUAAGAAACGUUUUUUGAAUGCAUAUUAAUGAUUUGUAAUACAUUUUUGGGAUAAAAAAUCUAGUUUUUAAGCAAAUAAUGAAGCGUUAAAAUCGUGUAUGUGUUCAGAUAAUAAAUUAGUAUUAAACUGUUGAUGUUUUAGACUGUUUGUUGAUUAGUCUUCCUAUUAAAUAUUUGUACAUAUCUGUAGUAUUUUCGAAAAGUUGUGCUGUAGGUUGUGUCCGAGGAAAAUUGAAGAAUUCACUCGCGCUAUCAAAGAAUACAUAAUGCGUUAUAAGAGGCGUACUUCCCAAGCCACGAGGACAUCUCGACAUUCCGACAAGAAGUAUACUAUACAAUUGGACCUGGAUUACCUGGAGCGAGGCGGUGGGGGUACCCUGACAGUGGGAGGGGCUCCCAGCCUGGAGCCAAGUCCUGACAGCCUUGACCUCGUCAAAGUGGUGUUGCUCGGAGCACCCGCUGUUGGAAAAACUAGCAUUAUACAGCAAUUCGUGUGGAGCGAUUUCUCAGAGGAAUACGUGCCGACAGAUCGAAAACACACCUUUUACCCUUCGGUGAUCAUCAACGAGCAUCUUUACGAAGUUAAAAUCACAGAUGUACCAGUAAUACCGUACUUUCCGAUAAACUCUUACUACGAGUGGGCUCAUUACCGCUUUUAUGGGCUCAGAAGUGCUACUGCCUACAUUCUAGUCUUUGACUUGUCUAAUGUGGAAACUUUCCAGUAUAUACGAACUUUGAGAGACCAAAUGGUCGAAAGUCGGGACAUGAGGAACGUUCCAGUGUUAGUAGUGGGCAAUAAACAGGAUCUUCUGUGUAGUAACACUCCGUCUGCCGCCAGUGGAUUGCAGCAACUCGCUAUAGCAGAAAGUGCUUGCGGAGACUCAAGAGAGAAGAGAAGAAAUAUCGUGAAUUUAGUUCGUAAGCACUGGAAGUGUGGUUACGUUGAGUGUUCAGCUAAGUACAAUUGGAGAGUGAUAGCUGUGUUUAAGGAACUCAUGGAAAUGAUUGACGCUCUCGAGUGGAGUGGUGGUGGAAGAAGCUCAGAACCACCUCCCGACACCUCAGCCGGUGGGAGUACUCACGAAAACCGGUGCGUGAUUGCUUAGCACGAUUAACUUCUUAAAAGUUUAAACCUCGAUUAUUCUAAUUGAACCGAAAAAACGGGUCUCCAAUGAAGUCCUUUACGAGAUUACUUUGGGCCAUAAAUCUUUGUUUAUCUAAUCCCUUUUAAUUAAGUAACGGAGGCUGCGCAGUCCUGGCCUAUUCAUCUAUUUUAAGGUUUUAUAAUUGACCAUUUUAGUUCGAGGUCUAAGAAAGUUCUGCAGCUUCAUCAGUUUAGAAACUUGCACUUGUAAAAGUUUUGCUGGCGUGGCUUCGUUUGUGGGAAAUCCAAUCUAGGCCUUGUUAAUUGGUCCAUAUUUUAUGUCACUUUGGACAAUUUUGAUGCGCUGGCUUUUCUGAAGUUUUCCAUUUUUAUUGCUCCUCAAUCCUUUGGUUGUUUGUUUUUUUUCAGUAUCCCAUUUGAGAACAGCGGACAGGAUAAUAAUUUCUUUGUUGAUAUGAAAGAUAAUGUUUUUUUUUUUGGUUCUAUUAAAAUAAUCGAGAGCCGUAUGUCUCAACGCACAGAAUUUAGAAGUAAAGAAAGCUGUUAAUAAGCGGAUGUUUAAAUGUUUCCCAAAGGUUGUAGUUAAUUAAUAUUGUUGCAUAAUUACAUAUUCCGAUUGCUGAUACCAAUAAUACGUUUAAUUAUGUAUUCGUUUAAUUAGUAAUUUAUGAAGUUAUUGAUCAAUUCCCCAAUUUUAAUGAAUAAUUAAUUGCAUGUUGAUCCGUACUCGAAUGAUUGCAGAAUUAAUAAAGUUCAAAUUGAGUGUUUUUGCAAAUAUUCUUUAUUGGAUAAAAUUUUAUAUAGGUACAUAUUAUCCAGUCUCAUUUGAUGAUUCAAUAUUGAACUCAUUAUGAUACAUACGCCUUUUUAAUUCUUUAGACACUGUUUUCAGAGUACAAGCUUACAAUUGUUUUUCUAUAAAAACCUUAAAAGCAAUUCUUUCUAGAUCGACAUCAGAAUUAAAAAGGCUCUCUCGAAUGUAACAUUAUUUACCAAUUACAAACGGGAAAAUACCAUUUAUAUUGGCUUUCACGAUAGAGUGACACAAAUGUAAUUACGUUUACAUCAUGAAACGAAAUUGAUAUCGGUAAAAACAGAUUAAACAGAAUUUGCAAUUAUUUGCUUUGUUCGCGACCCUGUUUAUCAAAAUGGACGGACAUUUAUUAUAUCGGACUAUUUAUGGAGUAAAGUACACAUUAGCGGUUUGGUUUUUAGUUCCUGAAAUAAUUUGGUCAUCGAUAAAAUUAUGUUUUGGUAGACCAAAAUAUCAUCAUCGGCCUAGCCUUUUCCCAACUAUAUUAGGGCUUUCCAGUAACCCAACACAACACCCCUUGGUAAGACUGGUUGUCAGACUUACUGACUUCUAACUACUCGUAACGACUGCCAAAUACAUUCGAUGACAGCCGGGACCUACUACUUUUACUUUCUGAUUUUGGUAGACUGAGAGUAAUAUUCAAUGAUAAAAAUUAUUAGUCUUCUAAAAUCUCUUCUGUGUUUAAUUAUUUCAUGUUAUCAAAAAAAUUUAAUUCCAUCUGCCCACAAUUCGCCCUUCUAACAAUAUGUAAGCUUUAAAACUUAUAUUCGUGUAUUAAAUUUAUUUCAGGGUACUUUUACACUUUUCUACUAACACUUCUAUGUCUAGUUACUGUUUAGAAUACCUGUAAUUAUAUAAGUUGUGAAUAUUGUGUGUACAAUGAUAGACUAAAGUCGCACUCCCAAUAUUCAACUGAUCUUACUCGAAAUAGGAAUUUGACCGUACUUAUAUGGGAAUAAUACCAAAAUUCUAUCUCUUAAAAGUCUGCGUCAGGAUCGUUCUUCGAUCCUCUCGAAAUACAAAUAAAGAGUUGCUACCUAAUUGCUACCAGCCACCAUUAGUUGCUAACAAUUGCUACCCUCGAGGUUUUGAAGAUAUUCGGCAUCUGAAGGUGCCAGCCAUUAAAAUAUCAGGAUGGCUGUCACUUUUCCCAGUGUGAAGAAACGGCGCAAAAGUAUUGAGUUUUUCUUUCACCCAGAGUUGCUACCUAAUUGCUACCCUCCAGAAUUAAAUUCUUCAGAAUUAACUCUCUAUAUGUAUUUCGAGAGGAUCGGCGAGUUGUGACAGGGAUCCUGACGCAAACUCUUAAAAGCAGAUCAAGAUAUGGAUAGAAUAUUGAGAACGGGCGUAAAGCAUGUUUAACCGAUUCAUUGAGUACUGUAAAAGAGAGAUUAAUCAUGACUGUACCUACUAUAAUACGUUAUAGAUGAUGAUGUGUUUUGUCGUAUCAUCUCUUAUGAAAAUAUACUGACUCGUAUCUACAAUAGUGCAAGAUCGUAUCUCGAAGGAUUAAUUACUUAAAUUAUUUGGAAAAUAUACCUGUGUGGAAAUAAGAUUUUUUCUAGUCCUAGAUAUUACUCUGUGUUGUGCUUUUUACCUAUGUGCUUCCUCUGUCGUUGUUUAUAGAGAUUUCUUUAUUAGUAUUAGUAUCAAUUCACAAAUGUAUAAAGAAUCUAUUUACAAUUUGUUGCGUUUUAAUAGUCGUUAGAAUAUUUUGUACGAUUUUAUGGAAAUGUGUGGGUGGGUAUGUAAAAUGAGAAACGCUAAGCGAAUUUUCUGAACAAUUUUGUUAUUUAACUUAAAAGUGUAAUACCUAUUGUUAUUUUGUUAUCAUUGUUGAAUUUUACGCAUACUUUAAUAACAAAUAUUUAAAUCAUAGGCUUAGAUCACAUUUUUAACCGACUUCGAAUUUAGUCGCAAAACUGCUAUGUUCACUAAAUGUAAUUGUGAUUAUUAAACUUAACUUCCACUACCUACUGUUUUGAAAGAAGCGUUGGUAGAGUCGUAUUCAAAACAUAUUUAUUUCUAAAACGUAUUUAGUGAAAAGAUAUGCAAUUCAUUAUCACAUUAGCGUUUCUCAUUUUUAUACACACUCAAAAAUAUCAUUUUUAAAACAAGAUACUUAUAAUGAUUGUAAAUUAAAAUUUGCUGUGUGAGAAUAGGAUAGGUAGCAACUAGUUAUUUAUUGUUAAUUAAUAUAAAUAAUUAAUUAUUGACAAUUUAGAAAACUGUAUUUAUUUUCUUUUUUCUUUGGUACACAUUCCAUGAUUUAGUAACAUAACAAUAUUUUUCCUAUAGUUAUCGGCACAAAUCUUGAGAAAUUUAUUGGGUCCCUUUUGUGGUAUGAAAUGAGGCGCGAGGGCGGGCUAAAGCGGUGAUUGGCCCGCAGCGCAUCGCGUCAUAACCGUCACUCGGGAUUGGUUCUUUGCUAAUAAAUCACUUUUGCGCAGAUGUAGGUCAGAGCUCAAGAUUCGUGCCGGUAACUAUAUGUAUUUGGUAAAAAUUCAUUUUUUUUUGUGUGUGCAGUAAUAUUUCUGAUUGUCCAUAGUGGCCAAAAUUGUAAAGUAUUGCAGUGUGACCCGUAAGUGUAAGUUUAGGUAUCGUUAUACAAAUGUUACACGGUGCAAUAAAAACGUUGUGAACGAUUUUAUAA